GCCUUGGGCGCCUGAGUGCCAUCCGAAUUGAAAAUUCAGUGAUAUCCGUGCCAAGAAAUAGUACAAACCACAUUGAUCUCGAAUCAAGACGAAAUGCGAGUGAAUAAGAGCGAAGAUGAAUCGUAAAUGUUAUUUUUGAACCGAAUUGAAAAGCUGCUCGUUGUUUUCCUCGCAAACGUCAAAAUAAUUUACUGACCCGCGAUAAGGUGCUCAUGGAGAUAGUAGCUAACUCGUAUAAUUAGUCUGAUAUACAUUGUUUGUUAGAAGGACGUGUGCCGUGUGCGUGAAAACAAUUCUGCAACGUUAUGCUAUUAUUUAUAUUUAUAUUGAGUGUGGGUGUGUUUACACCGUAUGUGACAUCAGAAAGCUGCUACGCCCAGCGCUGUCUUGGCUGCUACCAGGACCAGACGUCAUCGCCAGGGUACCCUAACGAGUGCCACCCGACCAACUGGGUCACGGCCCAGUGGGUGCACAACAUAGGACACCCGCCACCGACCACAGACAGCAAGAUACCCAUAGAGUAUCGGUGCUUGAAGAUGGUGGCCACGCCAGAUGAUAAGACUUUUGGCAACACCAUUGACGUCAUUCGGGGGUGUGUACCACGACUCAGCGUGGACUCAGUUUGUCUUGCUUUGGUAGCUGUAGAGAGAGCGAGAGGGCACAGCGACGCGCGUUGUUUUAUAUGCAACGGCAAUAACUGCAAUGCAGCUGCGUACGCGCAACUUAAAUUAUACGUACCUAUUUUAACAUUAAUAUUGUACUUUGUAUUUAGAUGAGUGUUAUUGUAAUUUUUUUAAGUGUAAAGACAUUUUGUGUAUAAGUGUUGUUUAUUAAAUUAAGUUUUUUACGACGCAAUUUACAAUAAAAAAACUUGACUAAAGUCGCAAAUAA
This is a messenger RNA of Ostrinia nubilalis (European corn borer), 891 nucleotides long. RefSeq lists its product as uncharacterized. Lineage: Eukaryota; Metazoa; Arthropoda; Insecta; Lepidoptera; Crambidae. The coding region runs from base 306 to 776 and encodes 156 amino acids. The record is from RefSeq and is a predicted model, not a curated record. The transcript has 3 exons.